AUGGGUUGUGCUUCAAGUAGUAACCGGAAAUCUACCAUCAAGCAAGUGCCCAAGUUUAUAUCUAUAUCCAGACGAAAGCAAAUACCUAGCAAAGAGACAUUUGAGGAUUACAUGCUUUACAUCAAGAAACUUGAUUCAAUCCUCAAUGCAAGCAACAGAUCAAGAGAGAUGAAAACAGAAAUGAGCUUACAAAGCGUCAAGGUCAACUAG
This is a messenger RNA of Blepharisma stoltei, 210 nucleotides long. NCBI's taxonomy places the organism in Eukaryota, Ciliophora, Heterotrichea, Heterotrichida, Blepharismidae. The record is from the annotation of a GenBank genome assembly.